Molecule: messenger RNA, 1611 nt
Organism: Huiozyma naganishii CBS 8797
Lineage: Eukaryota; Fungi; Ascomycota; Saccharomycetes; Saccharomycetales; Saccharomycetaceae
Exons: 1
Coding region: 1-1611 (536 amino acids)
Cellular component (GO): membrane
Source: RefSeq, a predicted model, not a curated record
AUGGAGGAAUUGAUUUUGUUACUAAUACUAACACUUUCUGCAAUUGCUGUUUACGACUGGACAUUCAAUGUGCUGUGGUUUAAAGUGGACGUUCUCUUUGAAUAUGUGACGGUCUCUCCAAAUAAGCAUUUGAGAUCCUUGAAUUCGAAAUGGGAUAAACCGCAAAACGUUUCCAACAGCAAUUCGUUUAUGCAAAACUUUUAUGCGGAGUACUCGGUGUCAUCGAAGACGAUGUCAACGUUGAUGAGAAUGCUAUUCUCAGCCGCAAUGGUUUGUUAUACAGUAACCAUCGAAAUUGUUUUAUGGCAGAUAAAGACUGUAGAUAUGGAUCAACAAGCUGGUCCCAUUAUCAGAUUUAUAUGGCCUUCCAUGGCGUGGUCGUUAUCCAUAAUAUUACUUUUGAUCCAACCUUUUUUCAUUAUCAUAUCACUGCUUAACAAGUUCUUCAAAGACUCGUUCGACAUUGACAGAUUGGUUAUCGCCACCACUGCGCUACUGGCAACAUUUAUUAUAAUUUUGACACUACUGGAUAUCGGGCCAUUCGUGUACUCUCGAAAUAUUCUAACAAGAUUAUCCGUUGGAGGUGUUGCUUUAAUGGGAGUAUUGUCUGGUAUUGCAUGUGUGUCUACAGUUUACUACACUUUUCUUUUCUUCUGGGAUAAAUAUAUUGAACAAUCUCGAUCAGGUUUGGCCCUUAAUAGAUCAAGCAAUAGUUUCCAGAAAGAUAAAUUUUUGAUAUGGGCGUCUAGGACUAUUCUGAAACAAAAAGCAGAAGAUUACGAAAAUCGAAUACAAAGCAUGGUAAACGCUUUAGAUAAAAAGGAGCAAGGGUCACCUCCAGAAAAUAGGACGAAAUGUUUGGAAAUGAUUGGGCGCUACCAACUAAAUUUGAGUAAGAUUCAAACUGCUUUGAAGAGACCCCAAUUUAUCAUAAACGCACGGAGGAUAAUUGAGGGUGGGUUUUUUAUCUACUGUUUCUAUAAGAUGGCAUUUACGCUACUUGUAAGAAUACCCAAAAUCAUCAAGCAUUUUGUAAAGUUUCCAGGUGACUACGAGUAUGAAUAUUUCCAAAAUCGCUCUGAUCCUUUGGCUGUGACAAUUGCGAAUAUAUUGGAUAUAUUAUUAUUCCACUUUAAUUAUCAGCACGACCUAGACUCACUAACAAAUCAAAUAUCAUUGUUUUUAUCAGCUUCGCUCUUCAUGUGUUCGCUUUCGGCCGUCAAUACUACAAUCAUGUUUAUCUCAGGACUUUUACCAGUGAAAUUUCAAUUAGUGGCGAUGUUUGGUCUCGACGAUAACGAAAAUGAACUUCCCUCUUUCCACAACGAGAAAACAAAAAAGAAACCAUCAAUGAUCAAAAAUUUACUGGUAUCGGAGCUUACAGGUAUCUAUGUGGUGGCAACAAUCUUGAUGAUAAGAUCAAAUUUACCUUUCGAUGUUUCAGUCAAAUUGAAGACUUUGCUAGGGGAAAAAUUUACCGUGCCAAAUCUAGCAAUCGACUGCUGGUUUGAUGAGAUAUUUAUAGUAUCAUGCAUGCUGACCAUCUCCUUUAUCAAGUUGGCAGAACGUACGCUCUUUAUUCCAAAACGGAAUAACAGUGAGUAUACCUGA